AUAAAAAAUGCAUUAAAAUAAUGCUGAUCUAAUUAGACCAGGAUGUAGAGGAGGACAUGAUCAAUUUAAUUGGGAGUCUUUGAGAACAAUGAAAUACCAUGAUCGUGAGUAAUAUUUGGGUUAAACAACAAUUAUUGGAUAUUUAGAUAAAGGAGGAAAAUGGAGAAAGAAAGAUUGGUACAUUAAACCAGAAGAUCGUAAUGGUUUAGAUAAUAUAUGUAUGAGAAUAUAUUUAUAUUUUAAAUUAGAAUUGGAUGAUGAAUUUAAAAGAGCAAAAGAGGAAGAUGAUAGAAGAAUAAGAGUAGCAUUAGGAUUAGAAUAACCAGAUGAAUAAAAAUAGAUGUAAGUUAAAUUGACAAAAGAGGAGAUGGCUUAGUUAACAAAAAAAUCAAAAAUAGAUUUUGAUGAUGAAUUGAAUAAUGAGAAAAAAGGCUUAGGAAAUGGUCCUAUGUAAAAGUAGACUAAAAAUACAGAAGCUUAGUAUUUACUAGAAGCUUAUGGCGAUUAAGAUUAAUACUUAGUGUAAGUAAAGAAGGAGGAGGAUGGAUGUAUUGAGAAGAAAAUAAAAAAAGAAAAAAAGAAGAAAGAAAAAAAGGAAAAGAAAAGUAAAGAGGAAAAAAAGCAUAAAAAACAUAAGGAUAGUGAAGAAAAAAAAGAGAGGAAAAAGAAGAAAUGA
Paramecium sonneborni is the source of this 676-nucleotide messenger RNA. The record is from the annotation of a GenBank genome assembly. NCBI's taxonomy places the organism in Eukaryota, Ciliophora, Oligohymenophorea, Peniculida, Parameciidae.